Molecule: messenger RNA, 2650 nt
Organism: Macadamia integrifolia
Lineage: Eukaryota; Viridiplantae; Streptophyta; Magnoliopsida; Proteales; Proteaceae
Product: cytochrome c-type biogenesis ccda-like chloroplastic protein
Exons: 8
Coding region: 507-941 (144 amino acids)
Biological process (GO): cytochrome complex assembly
Cellular component (GO): membrane
Source: RefSeq, a predicted model, not a curated record
UUGGUUCAGCCUUUCUCUUUACUGAUGAGAACAGAACGAAACCAAAAAAGGAAAAGGGAGAAAGAAGAAGAGAGAGAAAGAGACCACUGAAUAGCAGCUCAAACCUCUAUUGUACCUUGAGCAGCAAGCACAAUACGAGAGAAAGAAGAAAAAAGAAAAGAGAAGUAAAGAAGAGGAGGAAGAAAUCAAGAGAGAGAUGUGAGGUUUUGGAACAACAACUGUUUGAUUCUUCCUCAAGCUUUGUGGUUUAGAGGCUCAUGCAAGGGAAAUCUAAGCUAAAUUCGUUGCAUGCAAGCUGAAUUGAAGAUGGAACACCAAAUUAGGAAAUUGAAUUGCAGUGCGGGAAUCUACCCAACUCAAAGAAGUGAUUGUUCUAACCCCGACUACCAGGAACUGGAAUUAUUUUCCUUCAAGGAAGGAAGGAGCAGCAUUUUUCCCAACUUUGGCUGCUACAGGCCUUGGAGAUUGGUUUGGAGGCUUCUUGUAUUCAUCUGGACAGCAGGCUAAUGAAGCUGUUCAGGACCAGCUGUCAGCACUCGAUCAGUGUUACCAGUUUAGUGGUUAUCUUUGGGGCAGGGCUUGUCACCAGCCUAUCCCCUUGUACAUUAAGUGUAUUACCACUUACCCUUGGUUACAUCAGAGCAUUUGGCUCUGGGAAAAGCCGAGCUGAGAUUGUUGGGGAUUCAGUUGCAUUCUCAUUGGGAUUGGCAACAACAUUAGCGAUCUUAGGAAUAACUGCCUCUUUCGCUGGCAAGGCUUAUGGACAGAUUGGGCAGGGGCUACCUGUGGCUGCCUCUGGCUUGGCUGUCAUCAUGGGCUUGAAUCUUCUGGAGAUUAUUGAAAUACAGCUUCCCUCAUUAUUCAACAAUUUUGACCCCCGUGCUGCUGCAGCUAACUUCCCUUCAAGUAAUUCACCCUUCCUUGAUUGGAAGUUUCCUUAGGAAGAACUACUUCCAUUCCUUAAAGAGGGAAAAAAAACAGAGAAUUGAAUUGAAAUGCUAACUUCUGUUUUCCCCCUCAACUCAUAAUUCUUUAGAUUAAGAUGUAAAAGUUGUUUGGGUCUCACAGUUGGCUUUCAGUCCCAAACGUUUCAUUCCUUCUUACACCUAUGGUGUGAGCUUCUACCUCAGCACGAUUUGACAUCAAUGAGGACAGAAUUAAUUACACAGUAUCCACCAAAACAUAUAUGUAUGUGUUGUCUGUCUUCUGCCUCUCCUUACAACUAAAAAACACUCUCUCUCUCUCUCUCUCUCUCUCUCCUUGAUAGCCAUCCACUUUUCUCAUAUUAUAAUUUCCAAAACACCCAAACUUAGGAAGUAUUUAAAUGUGAAUAUGACUAGACUAUACCAAAAUGGGCUUGUUCCAAAACUGAAGCUACAAAUUUUAUAUAAAAAAUCUUUAAAAUGGUAAUGUACUUGAACAAUUAAUUCCUUGUGUACUCUUACACCUUCCACUUGUAUAAUCAAAUCAACCCCAUUUUUAGGUUACUCCAAACAUUUUACUAUCUACAAACAACAUUAUUAUCAAAUUAGAUGGUAUUAAGUGGGUGUUAGUUGCAGUUAAUAUUUUAUGCAUGCAUUCCUCUUUAUCAUAAAUUACUAUUAUUAUUUUUUUUAAAUUGUUUUUCUGUUUACCAGUAUUUAAGAGGUUGCUGGGUGAAUAUGAGUGAGAUUCUAAUUUCAAAGAAAAUCUGGGUAAGAUGCAUUUGAAGUUUUGAACUGAACAUUAAUAGGAACUAGUCGUUAGAAGGAAUAUCCAUACAUCCUUCAUUGAAUUAAAUUUUGGUUGGACUUUAACUGUGGAGCUCUUCUAAAACCAAAAAUAUAGCUUCUCUGUCAUUGUGUGCCUAUGCAUUCCCAAUGGUAAUAAAUAUCUUGGUGUGCGUAAUUAUCGAAUAGCCAUUUCAGGACCCAGCAAGAGAGACUUUACUUUUUUCUCUCUCAUCCCUAAUUGGAAGGUUCAAAGUCUCAGCCCUUCCAAGUCCUUUUCUGUGGAACACUGAGGAUCAGCCCAGAUUGAAUUUUAUUACAGUAGUAUCUCAAUUAAAACUGUGAGUGAACUGCAGAUGCUUGGAAGUAUUAUCUCUAUAUAUUGGUGCCUGUUGGUUCAUCUGUAAGUGGUUUUCUUUCUGAUGAGGAUUAAUCACUAUGGUCUUUAAGUUCAUUGGAUCUUGUGCAGUCAUCCCCUUCCCGGGAUAUUGCUCUUCUUCCAGCUUUUGAUAAGAGGUUUUAUUGUUAAGAGUCAUCUUAUUUUACACAACUAAAUAUUUCUCUCUUUCUUUUCCUUAUUCCAACCCUUGUUUUUCAGUUGAGUUUCUGUUUCCUUCUUGCUUUCUUUAAACUAAUUUUACCUUCAAAAUUACAAAUUGUUGAAGCUUGAAACAGAUGGAAUUUUAUUCAUUCUCCUCAAAUUUAAAACCAACUCAUGUCUGCUUCAAUUCACCAGUUGUGGUCGAAGGGAAGCAAAGUGUGGAGAGAGUAUGGUCACUACAUAGUUUUUUUGCUUGGGAUAUGCCCAAUAUUUUUUUUCGUGGAUGUUUUAUUACAGGGAUUAUUAUUACAAGGAUUUUUUAUGUAAUUAUAAUUAUUUAAAAAAAUAUAUAUACUAUUAACGAUGGGACUAUAUUUCCGUAGUAAAAAUAAUUUUUUAC